AACGAAUCAACACAGCGCUUCAGAAGCAAGAAGCUCAUAUUGGAGUAAGAAUGUCACUAGACGCAUCCAUUUGUCUCUACAAUCUAACUCUUCAGAAGCAAAGUGCAUCCAUUAACUCAUGUGUUGGUAAUUUCAGCGGGAAGAAGUCUCAAGAAAUCAUAACAGCUACUUCAAACUCUUUAACUGUUUAUAAACCUGAUGUUGAUACGGGGAAAUUGGUCAACGUGCUAACUACUCAAAUAUUUGGAAUUAUCAGAAGUGUGGCAAAUUUCAAAAUUGCUGGUGCAGGAAAAGAUUAUUUGGCUGUAACUUCGGACUCUGGUAAUUUAUCAAUAUUGGAAUUAGAUUUACCUAAUGGUCAAUUCAAUGCAUUAUUCAAUGAACCAUAUCAUAAAAGUGGUAUAAGGAGACUUUCACCAGGACAAGAGUUGGCAGUUGACCCCAAAGGUAGAGCUAUUUUGGCAACUGCAGUGGAGAAGAAUAAACUUUGUUAUGUGCUGAAUAGAGAUUUGGAAAAUAAUUUAACGAUAUCAUCGCCUUUAGAAGCAAACAGAUCUAAAAUAUUGACAAUAAAUACAGUUGGGCUAGAUGUUGGUUAUGAAAAUCCAUUGUUUGCCACUAUAGAGAUUGAUUAUUCCGAUUAUGAAUAUAAUGAAGUGACGGAAUAUGAAAAAUACUUGACAUAUUAUGAACUAGACCUUGGUUUAAACCAUGUUGUUCGGAAAAACUCUGAGAAAAUCAGUCCGACUUCAAACUUGUUAUUACAAGUACCAGGUGGUAAUGAUGGUCCUUCUGGGGUUUUGAUUUGCUCUCAAAAUAUGAUAUCUUAUAGAGGGUUAGAAGGUGAAAAAGUUUCAAUCAAUAUACCCAAGUUGAAAAAUGAUCAAGCAAAUGUGUUUAUAGUGUCAGGGGUGCUGCAUAAAAUGAAAAAUCAAUUCUUUUUCAUUGUCCAAUCGAAUAAUGGUGAUCUUUUCAAAGUUGAACUAUUAGAAGAUGGUUCUAUCGCUAUUAGUUAUUUUGAUACUAUACCUCUAACCACUUCAUUAAUUAUUUUACGUUCAGGGUUUAUGUAUGCUGAUACUCAAUAUAGUUCUAAAGCCUUUUAUCAAUUUGAAAAACUAGGAAAUGAAAAUCCAUUUACCUCCUCAAGUGAUGAACCUAUUGAGGAACUAACAUUUGAAAGAACAGAGGAGUUGGAAAAUUUGUUAUUAGUGGAUAUUCAAGAAUCUUUAAACCCAAUAUUAGACUCAAAAUUGGUUAGUGAUGAUGCUUUCACUAAGAUCUAUGCAGCAUCUGGCUAUAAGGAUUCUGCACAAUUGAAAGUUUUACAGUAUGGUUUACCAAUCAAUGAACUUGUGGAAAGUGAUUUACCAGGUGUUGCUAAUAAGGUGUGGACUACAAAACUUCACAAAGCGGACCAAUUUGAUAGAUAUUUGGUGAUUUCAUUUACUGAUACUACGUUAGUGUUAUCGAUUGGUGAAAGUGUUGAAGAAAUAACAGACUCAGGACUUGCUUUAAAUGAAGAAACAAUCGGAGUCCAACAAAUUGGAGCUCAUUCCAUCGCGCAGGUUCAUUCCAAUGGUGUAAGAAAUAUCAAAAAUGGACAAGUUGUUAGUGAAUGGUUUCCCCCAGCAGGGAUUAAGAUCAUAGUUAGCUCUUCAACAAACCGACAAAUUGCUGUUGGUUUAUCAAAUAAUGAAUUGGUUUAUUUUGAAGUUGAUGAAAGGGAUAGAUUGAUUGAAUAUGGUGAACGUAAAGAGUUACAUACAAGAACUGUCUCUCUAUCAUUAGGUGAUAUUUCUGAAGGAAGACUAAGAUCACCUUUCUUAGUGGUUGGUUGCGACGAUUCCACAAUCAGAGUGCUAUCAGUUGAUCCGAAAUCAACUUUGGAAUCUUUAUCUUUACAAGCUUUAAGCUCAGCUCCAAAUGAUAUUUUAACAUGCACUAUGAAUGGCCAACUAUUUGUCAAUAUAGGUUUAGAGAAUGGUGUUUACGUUAGAACUUUGUUGGAUGAGAGAACUGGUCAGUUAUCAGAUACAAGAACAAAAUAUCUAGGUAAUAAACCUGUUGUGUUGAGCAAAGUUGUUGUUUCGGGUAUAAAUGUUGUUUUAGCUUUAUCAAACAAGACAUGGGUUGUCCAUGAAACUAAAAAUGGUGCUUUUAAGAUCAACUCUUUGCUGAUAAACCCACUAAAGUUUGGCUUCAUUUUCAAUAGUGAAGAAUGUACUGACGGUAUUGUUGGUAUUUACAAAAGAAAUUUGAUAAUUUUCACUAUUGAUGAUUUGGUUCAUGAUUUCAAUAUCACUUCGUCUGAACUUAAAACCACACCAAAAAAUUUAUUAAGAUACAAAGAAUCAACAAUUGUUGCACAGAACUCUUCGGAAGCUAGCUUUAUCGAAAAGUUUGAUGAAUCAUUGGAGUUGGUAAAGUCUGAACAAUUAGCACCUAAUGAGCGCAUAAUUACAUCUGGCGUUGUUCAUUUCCAAUCCAAAGAUGCCUCAUAUGUUGUUGUAUCAGUUUCCAAAACAGUCGAAAGCUCCACAGAGUAUUACAUUAAUACUUAUGAUAUCGAUUUGAAUUUCAAACACGCUACUAAAAUCGCUGAUGCAGCUUAUUCAAUUGUUGAGUUUCAAGGUAAAGUGUUGAUUGGUGUUGGGAACCAUUUGCGUUUAGUUGAUAUUGGGUUGAAACAGUUGUUAAGUAAAGCUAAUUCAAGAAUUGAAUCAGUCUCUCAAAUUGUUAGAAUCGAGUCUCAAGGGAAUAGGGUUGUCAUUGGUGAUAUUAGAGAAUCUGUUACAUUUUUGAUUUUCAAGCCAAACAUGAAUGAAUUUUUACCAUUUGCUGAUGAUGUUCUACCUCGUCAUAUUACAAGCAUUAAACUGCUGGACUACAAUACUGUUAUUGGAGGUGACAAAUUUGGUAAUUUGUUUGUCUUGAGAGCAACUGAAGAAGCAUCAAAAGUCAGUGAUACAAAUUCAACUUUUUUGAUUACACAAGACAAAGUUUUGAAUGGGGCUCCUUAUAAAUUAUCAAAUAUUUGUAAUUUUUAUAUUGAGGACAUCCCAACAUCAUUUUCAAAAGGUUCAUUUACAAUUGGUGGUCGUGAUAUUGUGAUUUAUUCGGGUCUACAAGGAACUAUCGGUGCAUUGAUCCCGUUAUUGACUAAAUCAGAUAUAAAAUUUUUCCAUAAUUUAGAAAAGGCAAUGAGAACGUACAAGGAAGACUUGUUAGGUCGUAUGAACUUGAUGUUUAGAGGCUAUUAUCAACCAGUGAAAAAUGUCAUUGAUGGUGAUUUAAUAGAGACGUUCAACACUUUGAGUGAUGAUUUGAAAAUUCAAAUUGCAAAUGAAUUGGACAAAACACCAAGAGAGGUGUCUAAAAAAAUUUACGAAGUUAGAACAAUGUCAAUAUAGAAUGUUAAU
Messenger RNA from Hansenula anomala, 3422 nucleotides. RefSeq names its product U2 snRNP complex subunit RSE1 (gene RSE1). The record is from RefSeq and is a predicted model, not a curated record. Bases 51 to 3413 code for a protein of 1120 amino acids. Gene Ontology annotation, molecular function: protein binding; U2 snRNA binding. Gene Ontology annotation, biological process: mRNA splicing, via spliceosome. NCBI's taxonomy places the organism in Eukaryota, Fungi, Ascomycota, Saccharomycetes, Phaffomycetales, Wickerhamomycetaceae. The transcript has a single exon. Gene Ontology annotation, cellular component: nucleus; U2 snRNP.